Ciona intestinalis (vase tunicate) is the source of this 1840-nucleotide messenger RNA. Lineage: Eukaryota; Metazoa; Chordata; Ascidiacea; Phlebobranchia; Cionidae. The record is from RefSeq and is a predicted model, not a curated record.
GAACCAUUGGUAAAUUUAAAUAUAAAAUUUCUACGAAUGUGGAAAGACAUACGUUUAUUUAAGCAAUAUGAAUGGUUAAACAAGGUUAUACAUUAAAACUUUUUACUAAAACUAUUCAUUUAUGUUUUCUAUGAACUAUUGCUUUUAUAGGCUAUAAGUAUAUCUACGAAUGUAAAGAAGUAUACAACUUAUUUAAACAUUACAAAUAUAUAUCCUAUUGUACGUUUUCAUUGGACACAUUUUGAUUUGCAGCUAUUUAGCUAAAACAUGUUUAAACAAUAAUUAGACUUCACAUACAACCCAUGCAAUAAAACCAAUAGUUUUCGCAGUAUUAAAGCUUCACUUUAUAGGUUAUUAACCCUUUCCAGUAUCUGUUUUUACACCAAACAACCAUGAAGGAGUUAACAAACGUAAAGCAAGUUCUAAGAUCUAAGAUUCUAAGUGGAAACCACCAGUCGAAAUUUUGCCAAAAAAAUACGAGCUCAAAUUAAUGCCUGACUGGUUGUGUAAAAAUCAUUUUAAUACACCCCGUUGCUCGACGAAUGUUUUUAAAAAGAAAAUAUAAGAACGUCUUUUAAACCAAUAAAAUAAUGCAAUAAACAUUUGGAUUAUUUACUGAUUACUGGUUUGUUAAAUAAUAAUUGGUUAUUACGCAAUAACCAACUGGUAAAAUUUGCAGUAUUUUUUGGGUUACAAAAGUAGCUAUAGUUAAGUUUCUGGUUUACUGCUAAAAUUUUUAAUUUACUAUUUCUGCCUGGCGGCAAGUGUCGCUAAGAUGCUCAAUACGCUUGGAUUUAAACAAUAAAAGACACAGAACCGAUUUGAAAAGAAGUAUGUACGUUUCUACUCAGUAUCUUGCUUCUUCGUGUAACCAGUGCUUGCUUGCUUUAUUUAAGCAAUGCGUUGCGGUUAUUAACUUAUUCCCAAGCACUGUAGCAACUUGUCUGUUCGGAUUUACAAAAGUCCUGUUCGUUUCUCUCUUGGCGUUUUCCGUGUGGGUUCGAAACUUUUCCAAUGCUGAAUUCGGGACAUGGCUUGCUGCUGUUAUUUGCUUCUGUCUAUGCGUCCACGCCAUUAGUAAAAGCACUUGUGAAAUGACUCCUGAAAAGAGUUUAAAACUAAAAGAAGACUGCAGUACCAAGUGGUUAGAACACGAACUAAAGUCACAGAAAAGUAUAUGCGAUGCAUUGGAACAUGUAAGAGCAGCAUUGACGAGCAAAUCUAUCCUUGAAGAAGAAACAGGAAAGACUAAUGAACAUUUAAAAGCUCGGCUUCUAGAAUUGGAACAGUUCAAUGUCCAGUUGAACCAAGAGGUUCAGAUGUUAAGAAGAGCAAAAGAUGAUGUAGAGAUGAAUUUAGAACGUAAACGACAUAAGUUAAAUGAGGUCAAGGGUGACUUUAAACGCAAGGUAGUCGAGUUAGAAGAAGCCAUGCACGAAGUACAAAUGGAAAAGAAUAAAAUAAAGACAGAAAACGGAGUGCUGAGUAAAAGUUUAGAGCUUGUUAAGCAACGGAAUGAAGAGCUUUCAAUCAGACUUGACAACACUGAAAAACACGUGAUUCUUCUUGGUCACGAAAAUUCCACUUUAUCCAAUCAGCUGGCAACGCAUGGUGUUGCGCGAUCGUCUGAUUUGGAACGCAUACGCCAAUUACAGACGAUGACUCAGCGUCUGCAACACUCGCUGUCAUCUGCAAAAGGUAAACUGACGAAAGUCGGCGGGAUGCUGGGUGCAGAUACUAGCUUACCUGCAAACUGAAAAGGCAGAGGACAAUUCAAAUGUGUUAUCUUCUAACACCAUUUACACAUACAGGGAAAAUUGACGAGAAUAAAUUACGCAAA